GCAGUGUAACCGAAUGGGGUUCACAUCUUCCGUCGCACGGAAUUGUCACUGGUGGCCAUACUGGUCGAGACAGCAAGAACACCGGUGCAAUGUUAACAGCACGAGUAGCAUCAUCUCUUGUGAGACAGCUUCCAAGGGCAGUACCGAAGGUCUGCCGCAAUGCCCUUGGAGCUAGUGCAGUGGCCAGUCGUAACAUCUCAACGGCAAGCCAACUUUAUGCAGCCAAAUCUGGCGGUGCUGAAGUUUCAUCCAUCUUGGAGGAGAGAAUCCUCGGUCAGUCAACAACAGCCAACUUGGAAGAGACUGGUCGUGUGUUGAGCAUUGGUGAUGGUAUUGCUCGUGUAUAUGGCCUUAAAAACAUUCAGGCUGAGGAGAUGGUGGAGUUCUCUAGUGGGCUGAAGGGCAUGGCCUUGAACUUGGAGCCUGACAAUGUUGGUGUGGUCGUGUUUGGUAACGACAGAUUGAUCAAGGAGGGUGAUGUAGUAAAGAGGACAGGAGCCAUCGUGGAUGUGCCUGUGGGACUUGAGCUGCUUGGACGAGUUGUGGACGCUCUCGGAAACCCCAUCGAUGGCAAGGGCCCCCUUAACUGCAAGACCAGGGCUCGUGUGGGAACCAAGGCCCCAGGUAUCAUCCCUAGAAUCUCCGUAAAGGAGCCCAUGCAGACCGGCAUUAAAGCCGUGGACAGCCUGGUACCCAUCGGUCGUGGUCAGAGAGAGUUGAUCUACGGGGACAGACAGACUGGCAAAACUGCCAUUGCCAUUGACACAAUCAUCAACCAGAAACGUUUCAAUGAAGGCAAGGAUGAAAAGAAGAAGCUGUACUGUAUCUACGUGGCCAUUGGUCAGAAAAGAUCCACUGUUGCACAGAUCGUCAAGAGGCUGGCAGAUGCUGAUGCCAUGAAGUACACCAUCGUUGUGAGUGCCACGGCCUCGGAUGCUGCCCCCCUGCAGUACCUGGCGCCCUACUCUGGUUGCACUAUGGGCGAGUUCUUUAGAGAUAACGGCAGACAUGCACUCAUCAUCUAUGAUGAUCUUUCCAAACAGGCCGUAGCUUAUCGUCAGAUGUCCCUGCUGCUGCGUCGACCCCCCGGCCGAGAGGCGUACCCUGGUGACGUGUUCUACCUGCACUCUCGUCUGCUGGAGCGUGCGGCCAAGAUGAAUGACGCUCACGGAGGGGGCUCUCUCACCGCUCUACCUGUCAUCGAGACACAGGCCGGUGAUGUGUCUGCAUACAUCCCAACCAACGUCAUCUCCAUCACUGAUGGUCAGAUAUUCUUGGAGACAGAGUUGUUCUACAAGGGUAUCAGACCUGCCAUCAACGUGGGUCUCUCUGUCAGCAGAGUAGGGUCUGCCGCCCAGACCAAGGCAAUGAAACAGGUGACAGGCUCCAUGAAGCUGGAGUUGGCCCAGUACCGAGAGGUGGCUGCCUUUGCCCAGUUCGGCUCUGACCUGGACCAGUCUACACAGAACCUCCUCAACCGUGGAGUGAGGCUCACUGAGCUCCUCAAGCAGGGACAGUAUGCUCCGAUGGCGCUGGAGGAGCAGGUGGCGUGUAUCUACGCCGGGGUCAAAGGUCACCUGGACAAAGUUGACCCCUCAAAGAUCACAGAGGCCGAGGAGGAGCUAAUGGAGCACAUCCGCCUCACAGAGAAGGACUUGCUGACGGACAUCAGGGAGAAGGGCAUGAUCACCCCAGACACUGACGCCAAGCUGAAGGCGACCAUUUCUGGCUUUAUGGCUGCGUGGAAGCCCAAGCCUUGAGUGCCGACACCAGUUAGGGAACAAACGCUUGUAGAGAUUUAUAAUAAUUUGUGUAUUUGAGACUUUAACAAAUGUGCUGCAGCUGUUUUUGAAGGAAGUAUUUUCUGAUGUGUGCUAGGAUAAAAUGCUCGCAGUUUGCUGGAUGAUGUGAUGUUAACACGUGCUCUGAACUUCAACAUUUGUUGAGUAAAACAAUAAAAUUUAAACAAAAGUUGUAUUUAUUUUUGGGGGAUAUUCACUUGACAGCACUCAGUCUUAGCACUUGUGGUGUUGUUGAUUUGUUUGAUGAUGUUUAUACAAGAAAAUUAAAAAGAUUUCCACAUG
Messenger RNA from Dreissena polymorpha, 2084 nucleotides. Its product is annotated as ATP synthase subunit alpha, mitochondrial-like. Lineage: Eukaryota; Metazoa; Mollusca; Bivalvia; Myida; Dreissenidae. The record is from RefSeq and is a predicted model, not a curated record. The transcript has 10 exons. Gene Ontology annotation, biological process: proton transmembrane transport; proton motive force-driven ATP synthesis. Gene Ontology annotation, molecular function: proton-transporting ATP synthase activity, rotational mechanism; ATP binding; ADP binding. The coding region runs from base 90 to 1760 and encodes 556 amino acids.